UUCACUUCUGUUCUUUCCUUAUCUAGUCGUAGAAAUCAGUUGCAGAGUUCUUGAUUUUAGUCUGACAUCUCUCUCUCUCUCUCUCUCUCUCUAAAAUAUUUAUAGAUGUAUGUAUGGAUCACUCGUGAAUGGUAUCCCUGUUGCUAUGGCCACUGAAACUUGAUAAUGGUGUUUAUGGUGUCGCUGUAACUAAAAUUCUUCCUCCUUUGCAGAUGGUGACGAUGGAGAACGUGCACACUCAGAUUUUCAUCAAACCAGGGCUAAUCUGACACACUUUCAGUCAAUUCUUGACAGAUUUUUGAACACUAGUUUUUCAGCAAAUGAUUUGAACCCUAUAAAACCAGCAAGUUUCAUAUAUCCUUAACAGAUGGCAGCGUACUUUCAUGGGAAUUCGGAACUACAAGGAGGUGGUGAUGGGUUACAAACCCUGAUUCUGAUGAAUCCUGGCUACGUUGGAUACUCUGACACCCAACCGCCGCCGCCGGGUGGCAGCAACUUCGUGUUUCUUAACUCCAAUAACUCCGGGAAUUCCCUAAACUUACCCCACGCGCCACCCUCUCAAACACAACACUUCGUUGGCAUCCCCCUCCAAGCCACCACUUCCACCACCGUCACCUCAUACCAAGACACUCACCCUCAGCAGGAUCUCCCGGCCCUCAACGGCUUCCUCCCACGCGGUCAGUACAAUCUUUACAACCCGUCGAUGGACCUCACAGAGGCGCGUGAUAUUACACGCGCUCAACAAGGACUCUCUUUAAGCCUCUCUUCCCAGCAUCCACCGGGGUUCGGGUCUUUUAGGCCCGAGAGUGACUCUCCAUCCCGACCCCUUGUGACCACCAAACCAUCGGUUCGUGGGGAAGGCAUUAGGGUUUCCAGGGAAUCACCUUCCUCGGCUUCUGGGGUUUCCAACGGUGUGACUGGUAUGCAAAGUGUCCUUAUGAGUUCUAAAUAUUUGAAGGCGGCACAGGAACUUCUAGAAGAAGUUGUCAAUGUUGGCAAAGAAGUUAAGACUGCUACAGAAUCAGGGAAGUCGACCUUCGGACAAGCCAAGAUUACCGUUGGAGAAUCCUCGGCCGCUGCAAAUAGUAUUGGAGAAACCAGUGGAAAACACAGUGCUGAACUCACUACAGCUGAAAAACAGGAAAUUCAGAUGAAGAAAGCAAAGCUCGUCAGCAUGCUCGAUGAGGUGGAGCAGAGGUACAGACAAUACCACCAGCAGAUGAAGGUUGUAAUAUCUAUGUUCGAGCAAGUAGCAGGAAUCGAUUCGGCAAAAACGUACACUGAUCUGGCUUUACAGACAAUCUCGAAGCAAUUCCGGUGCCUGAAAGAUGCUAUAUUAAGCCAAAUUCGUUCAGCAAGCAAGAGCCUAGGUGAAGAAGAGAAUUUGGGAGGAAAAGUUGAGGGUUCUAGACUCAAAUAUGUCGAUAAUCAGAUUCGACAACAAAAAGCUCUACAGCAAUUGGGAAUGAUCCAUCACAAUGCUUGGAGACCCCAGAGAGGAUUGCCUGAGCGUUCUGUUUCAGUUCUUCGUGCCUGGCUCUUCGAACACUUUCUGCACCCUUAUCCCAAGGAUUCAGAUAAGCUCAUGCUUGCUAAACAGACAGGGCUUUCUAGGAGUCAGGUAUCUAAUUGGUUUAUAAAUGCUCGAGUUCGACUCUGGAAACCGAUGGUUGAGGAGAUGUACACGGAAGAGAUGAAAGAACACGAAAAAAAUGGAUCAGAGGAGAAGACUAGCAAAGGUGGAAAGAAUGGAGUAUCAACAUCAAAAUCUACAGCUGCCCCACAAGAGAAUAGCCCCAGAAACGAAAAUCAGAACAAGAAUUUCGUUGCAAAACAGGAUAACCCUAUUAACCAGUCAAUUUCAACUUGUUCCACAUCUCCAGCUGAUGAAACUUUCAGGAAUAAUCAGUCAGGUUUCAACUUAAUCGGUACAUCAGAAAUCGAAAGCAUUACUCGAGGACGUAGAAAGAAACCACGAAGCAGUGCUGUUCCAUCAACAAACAUGGAUUCGAAUUCGACUGACGCAAACAAUGAUCAAAUUGCAAUGAAAUUCGUCAAUGAGGGACAGAACAGAGAUGGAUUCACAUUAAUGGGUGCACCAACAAACUUAAUGGGAGGAUUCGGUUUGUAUCCAAUGGGGGACAUCGGAAGGUUCGGUACAGAACAAUUUCAGGCUCCAUACUCAGGAAAUGGAACAGUCUCUCUCACCUUAGGCCUCCCACACUGCGAAAACCUCUCCGGCACACAUCAAACUUUCCUUCCAAACCAUAGCAUAAGAGGGGUCGAAAUCAAACAAACAAAUACUCCAACGUCUGUUCACUCCACUAGCAUGUUCGGAAACAUCAACAUUCAGGACCGCAAGAGGUUAGCAGAACAAUUGUUGCCAGACUUCGUAACCUGAUGAGUUACCGUUCGUCUGGAAAUAUACGGAACCCGAUUUUUCCACUUUGACCGUAAGGGGAUGAUAGCAUGCUGAUAGUGUAGAGAUGGAAAGAAAUUACAUAGUAUAGAAAUCUACAGUUGAGUUGGGAGGGAGGGGCAUUUGAUUUCUUAGAGACAGCUUAGGUCUAUUAAACAUAUUAUUGAGGAUUGUAGAUUAUUUUUGUUGCUGCAGAUAAAUAGAUGAUUGCUAUAUAUAUUGGGGUGGUAUAGAAGAAUAAAUCGGUGUUAAUAUCAGAUAUUGAAUAUUGACUGUGUCUGAGAUUAUGGGAUUUAUGUAUAAAUGUUCAA
Messenger RNA from Olea europaea var. sylvestris, 2730 nucleotides. Its product is annotated as BEL1-like homeodomain protein 1. Gene Ontology annotation, molecular function: DNA-binding transcription factor activity, RNA polymerase II-specific; RNA polymerase II cis-regulatory region sequence-specific DNA binding. The record is from RefSeq and is a predicted model, not a curated record. Bases 368 to 2401 code for a protein of 677 amino acids. The transcript has 6 exons. Gene Ontology annotation, biological process: regulation of transcription by RNA polymerase II. NCBI's taxonomy places the organism in Eukaryota, Viridiplantae, Streptophyta, Magnoliopsida, Lamiales, Oleaceae.